Anneissia japonica is the source of this 578-nucleotide messenger RNA. Its product is annotated as cubilin-like. The record is from RefSeq and is a predicted model, not a curated record. The annotation marks the transcript as partial. The transcript is spliced from 2 exons. NCBI's taxonomy places the organism in Eukaryota, Metazoa, Echinodermata, Crinoidea, Comatulida, Comatulidae.
GGUGUGGAGGAAGCUUUUAUGUGCCUGAAGGAGGACGCACUGCAAUUGCAGCACCUGGAUACCCAACAGGUUACCCUCGUAGUACCAAGUGCAGUUAUGUAAUAAACGCGCCACCAGGCAAGCGUAUGCGUGUGACCCUGCAAACAUUUCAGACCGAGGGUUCGAGAGAUACCUUGACAAUUGGUGAUGGCUGUGAUAAAAACCAAAAUGGAACGCUUUACAUUAACGGCCACUUCGGCUUCAGUUUGCCUUCUCCGGAUUCAUUCCUUUCCGAUUCAGGAGCCGUCUGGAUGGUAUUUGACACAGAUGUCUACGGCAGUGCUUUUCAAGGAUUUGCAGCUUCCUUUGAGGAUACUGAUCUUAAAUACAAUGGACCUAAAGAUAGUAAUGGUAAUCCGAUGUACCAGUGUGAUUCAGACAAACAAGUACCAUUGAAGCCGGGUUACCCAAAAGAAGAACCAAAACCAGAACCAAAACCAGAACCAAAACCAGAACCGAAGCCAGAACCUCCAAAUGGUGAACCAGAAGAAGGAAGCGGUUUAUUAGUAGGAUUAACUCUUUAAUUUACUUUUUAAGCU